Messenger RNA from Cuscuta epithymum, 1517 nucleotides. The record is from the annotation of a GenBank genome assembly. NCBI's taxonomy places the organism in Eukaryota, Viridiplantae, Streptophyta, Magnoliopsida, Solanales, Convolvulaceae.
CAUGAUUUAAAGUAGUUAGUGGCCCAAAGUGUUUGAUCCGGUCCAAUUAGAAAAUCACAUGCCCAAUUCAUCCGAUCCGGCAUCUCUCUCAACCGACUCAUCUCAGCCAGUCGGUCGUACGCUAUAUUGCUCUCGCCGUUUCCAGCUCCUCUUCCCCUUAGGUCGGAAGCAAUCUACAACACGCCGUUCGGUCUAGUAUCCCGAGACUAUAAGAGGAAGGCAGAGGAAGAACUGAGUUCAGUAGAAGUGACUGAUCGCUGCAAAGCCUUUUGCGACAGAUGAACAAGGCAGAAGAAAGUAACUGAAUCGCUGCCAGGCAUAUUGUGUACGCCUCGAUCGGUUUAUUUGUAAAAAACAUGUUUGAUAAUCUCGGAGCGCAACCUGGAGUGCUCAGGCCACCAACUAAUGUGCAGCAAAAUGCAUUUGGGAAUGCAUUCUAUGGCGCAGGGUCUGGUUUAAUAAGAGGCGGGUUGGGUGCUUAUGGAGAGAAAAUUCUUGGUUCAAGUUCUGAAUAUGUCCAAAGCAAUAUUAGUAGAUACUUUUCUGAUCCGCAAUACUACUUCCAAGUCAAUGACCAAUAUGUGAGGAACAAAUUGAAAGUUGUACUUUUCCCAUUCCUGCACAGGGGACAUUGGACAAGAAUCACAGAGCCAGUAGGUGGCAGGCUUUCCUAUAAGCCCCCAAUUUAUGACAUAAAUGCUCCAGAUUUGUACAUACCCUUUAUGGCAUUUGGCACCUAUGUUGUUCUUGCUGGUUUAUCAUUGGGUCUUCAGGGAAGGUUUAGCCCAGAAGCAAUAAACUGGCUGUUCAUGAAGGGUUUGGUGGGGUGGUUUUUACAAGUUACAUUGCUGAAGAUGACACUUUUCUCUCUUGGGAGUGGAGAAGCACCUUUGCUGGAUAUUGUCGCUUAUGCAGGAUAUUCCUUUGCGGGGUUGUCUAUAGCUGUCCUGGGAAAGAUCUUCUCGAGCUACUCGUACUACUUUUUGAUGCCAUGGGCGGGUCUCUGCAUGGGGGUAUUUCUGGUAAAGACAAUGAAGAGGGUGCUCUUUACUUAUGAUUCUAGUCGGCAUCAUUAUCUCCUCCUCUUCAUUGCCUUGGCUCAGUUCCCCCUUCUCUUUUGGCUCGGAAAUAUUAGCACUAGUUGGUUCUUAUGAAGACAUGAAAUGUAUGCAUGCUCACACAGUAACAGAAUGGGCAAUUUUCUUAGAUAAUUUUGUUCUUUUUUACAGUAAUAUUGUUUGGUGCUUUGACGAAUCUGUUACCUUGUAUCAUCUUUGUCCAACAAAAUGUACCAUGCAGCCAUGGACUUGCUCACUGUAUUUCACUUUCGAAUUUUUGCACCACAAAAACUCGUAGAUUCAUUUUUUGUACAUUAAAAUGUGUAAGCUAAUGGAUAUAUUUUGAGCUCGUUUGCUAGGCAUAUACUACAUUACUACGUAUAUACUUAUUGAGAGUAUAUUGAGAUUGAUUCGUUUUUGUACAAUAACGUUCUUUUUAAUAAAUUUUAAUUUGUGCUU